This is a messenger RNA of Saxophila tyrrhenica, 372 nucleotides long. RefSeq names its product SUMO protein smt3. The transcript is spliced from 2 exons. The record is from RefSeq and is a predicted model, not a curated record. NCBI's taxonomy places the organism in Eukaryota, Fungi, Ascomycota, Dothideomycetes, Mycosphaerellales, Extremaceae. Bases 1 to 372 code for a protein of 123 amino acids.
AUGGAGGACAUCCAGCAACCGAAUGAGGUCACGUACAUCGACAUCACGGUCGAAGACGAGGAUGACAAGAUCCUGUACAUGAUCAAGCCCACCACGAAGCUCAAGCAUCUCAUGGCGGCCUUCUGCAGGCGUCGGAACAAGGCGGUGUCGCGCUGCCAAUUGUGGUUCGAAGGGAAAGUCGUGGACCUGAAGACCUCGUCGGCCGCGGUGGGCAUCAAGGAGGGUGGAGAACUCUGGUGCGAAGGCCCGUAUGUGGCGGAUGGCGAUGAAGACGGGGAGAUGGCGGACGAGGAGGCUGAGCAGGAUGAGGACGAGGAGGAGGAGGACGACGAUGUGAAUGAGAUCACGGAGCGCUUCUCCGGGGUGAUGUGA